AUGCAGGAUUAUCUCGAUAGCGGACACAUGGAGGUAAUUCGCAAUCCAUUCCCGUCGGAUGGCCACAUUUAUUAUUUACCGCACCACGGUGUAUAUAAACUCGAUAGCACUACCACUAAGUUGCGGGUAGUGUUUAACGCGUCCUCGCGCUGCUCGAACGGUCUGUCGAUCAACGACACCCUGCUCAGCGGUCCGAAGCUGCAACAAGACCUGCUCGCCAUCCUGCUUAGGUUCCGCGCCGAAGCGAUCGCUCUAACCGCGGACGUGAAGCAGAUGUUUCGCCAGAAUUGGAUAAGCCCGGAGCAAUGCGACUACCAACGUAUCGUUUGGCGCUUCUCGGAGUCGGACCCCAUCCUAGACUAUCUCCUCAAAACCGUUACGUUCGGCUUUACCGCCUCCCCGUUCUUGGCGAUCUAUUGUUUGCUCCAGUUAGCUCAUCAAUACCGCGAGAAAUAUCCUCUAGCGUUCGCAGCCCUACUCGAGGCGCUCGCCGGCUUCGAGCUUAGAAAGUGGUCGAGCAGCCAUCCUGCCGCGCUGGAGGGCCUCGACACGCAGUUAUGUAGCCAAUCAAUGUUAGAUUUCGAGUCAAGCGAAGAUCAAUCUCAGAAGAUAUUGGGCCUUCGGUGGCAUUCACAAUCUGACAGUUUCGGGUUUCAAGUCAACGCGUUGGAUCGUGAGUGCACCAAACGCACUAUAUUGUCGGAAGUAGCGCGCAUCUUCGACCCCUUGGGUUUUCUGGCCCCACUCACCUUUACCGCGAAGUGCUUAAUUCAGCGUCUGUGGACCCUUAAAUUAGAUUGGGAUGAUGAGCCACCGAUGGACAUUCGUCGCAGUUGGAACCGUUUCCAGACGGAGCUCGGCGUGUUAUCCUCCCUUCGCGUUCCUCGCGCGUUUAACUCGUGCCAUGUAGUUCGUUGCGAGCUCCACGGGUUCUGCGAUGCCAGCGAGUUGGGGUACGGAGCCGUGAUUUAUCUGCGAAUCGUUACGCGCGACGGCGUCGUGGUCCGCUUACUGUGCGCCAAGUCUAAGGUCGCCCCGCUUCGCCCCCUCACCAUUCCCGGUCUGGAGCUCUGCGCGGCUCUGUUCUUGUCCAAAUUAAUCGCGUACGCCCGGCGCAUCCUCCGCGGACACAUUGACAUUGACGACGAGUAUGCUUGGACGGAUUCCGAGGUCGCCCGGGCCUGGAUCUGCUCAGCACCACAACGGUGGAAGACUUUUGUUAGAAAUCGCGUUGCCCUCAUUCAGGACAACGUGCCGGUCUUAGCUUGGGGCCACGUCGACACGGAGUCCAAUCCGGCGGAUCAUUGCUCCCGAGGACUUUACCCUCGUGAUCUGGUGGCCAGUUCGAUGUGGUGGGCGGGCCCUGAGUGGCUUGUUCGCUUCGAACCCCGAGUUGAACCUUCCCACAGUUCGGAAACCCCUCCGACCGAGGAGGAGAAAAUCGUAUCGCUCGUGGCGCUCGAUCCGCCUGACGCGGUCGAGGCCGUCUUGAAUUCCAGACCCCUCUGCCCGAUGAGCACCAACCCUGCCGACCUCGAAGUCUUAUCACCGGGUCACUUUCUCACGAUGGAACCGAUCGUCUCCGUUCCCACUCAAGACGUGACUCCGUUACCGAUGAAUCGUCUGAAUCGAUGGCAACUCGUCACAAAUACACCAGGACUUCUGGAAGCGCUGGCAUCAGGAGUAUCUCCAUACGCUGCAACAGCGUCCUAA
Messenger RNA from Temnothorax curvispinosus, 1713 nucleotides. RefSeq lists its product as uncharacterized. Bases 1 to 1713 code for a protein of 570 amino acids. The record is from RefSeq and is a predicted model, not a curated record. NCBI's taxonomy places the organism in Eukaryota, Metazoa, Arthropoda, Insecta, Hymenoptera, Formicidae. The transcript is spliced from 3 exons.